AAUGGAAUUCAAGCUUCAAAAUGUGAUUUUUUAGCAGUUUGCAGAAGAGCCGGAAACUGAUACAUUAUUUUUAGCAGUAAAAAACACAGCACAUGGGCAUGCAUUGACUGCUUGCCAUUGUCCUAAUCUUAUUUAUGACUUUAUGAACUCAACUUCACAUGCUUGUCUCACACCAAUAUUGUUCAGUUGAAACUUCAGUUGUUUAAAAUUGAACAAGAUGGAUGAGUUAGGUCCUACAUUAGAAGUAUCAGUUUCAUUUGGAAAGUAUGAGAAUGAUGCACUUUCUUGGGAAAAAUGGUCAUCUUUUUCACCAAACAAGUAUCUUGAAGAAGUUGAUAAGUGUAAAACAUCUGGAUCAGUAGCUCAGAAGAAGGCCUAUUUUGAAGCACACUACAAGAAGAUUGCUGCUCAGAAAAUGGAGCAAGUUGAAUCUUUAGACGAACCCCAUAUACAAGAUCGUAAUGAAAGCACACAAGUUUUCGAAACACAUGGUGUAGAGGAAACGACAAGAGCUGAUGUGAAUAAUAGUGAUUCUGUUGAUAUGAAGGUGAAUAGCUUGUUGGUUCCUAUAGAUAAGGAAGGGGAAAUCUUGGAAACAGGUGACAAUGGAGAAGUUCCCAAUCUCGAAAAACACGAAAGUUGUGAAAUAGGAUCACAAGAUAAUCAUAAAGAGAUAUCACAAGUAGAUAAUGAAGCAAAAAUCUCCUCCGCAAAGAAAAGUAAAACCCCUAAAUCAAAUCUGAAGAAUACAGCUCGAAAGGUACAUCCAACUACAGAGGACAGAAUAUCAGCUGGAACAAAGAAGAAGCUUGCAUCACCUGUGACAAAAUCUUCAAGAAUUUCCACUCCAACGUCAGAACCAACACCAGCUUCCAAGGUCAUUUCUUCAUCUCAAACAUCCGUGAAGAAGGUGAAUGGGGUGUCAUGUCAAAGAAUCAGCAAUUCUCCUGUUGCACAAAGCAAUAAAUUACUUUCGAGAUCACUCAUUUCACCAUCUCAAUCCUCGAUAAAAAAGUUGAACAGUGCAACAUUGCAAAGGAGCAAAAAUUCUUCCACACUAGAGAACAAGAGGAUAGCUCCCACAUCAUUGCACAUGUCUCUCAGUCUAGGUCCACCAAAUUCUACAGCUUCUACUAAUACAAUGAGAAAAUCUUUGAUCAUGGAUAGAAUGGGGGACAAGGACAUUGUCAAGCGAGCGUUUAAGGCAUUCCAAAGCAGUUUCAACCAAGGGAAACCCGAAUUAGAUACGAGAUAUAGUGGAUCAAAGAAGGUAUUGCCUAAAGGAUCAGAGAAAAAGAUUUCAGCUUCUCCAACUCCUAAAAAGGAGGUUGAAAGAUGAUAUACUUGUCUCGAAGGUAAGAAAAUCAUCUUCCAGAGAGGCUCUUCCUGAUCGUAUCGGCGACUUGAUCCAGCGAGCUAAUAUAGUGAACUUAGAGAUCCUUGGCCACAACCUUUUCUAGAACAAAAUGGAAGUCCAACUCAAUGUGUUCUAUCGUGGCAUUGAACACCAGUUAGCUGUGAGAUAGGUUGCUGAAAUGUUGUCACACCAAAGUCUGGGAGCUUGAGGUAAGACAAAACCAAUCUCCUGAAAUAGGCGUUGUCGCCAUGAAAUUUCGGCAGUUAAAGCAGCUAGAGCGACAAUUUUCUGCUUCUUGGACCUCCGGGAAACUAAGUUAUGACCGAGAAAUGGUGCUCCCAUGUUGAGAGAGCUGUCUGUCCAGCAAUAAUAGGAGUGGCAAUAGGCUUGGUACCUUCUAUGAUUUCUUGAAGAAGUAGAUCACAAAUAUACCAGGAAAUAGUGAAGACUGCCAAGGUCUAUAAGCACAAAAUCUGUAGAAUAAUGUGCAACCAGAUCGUGAAUGAAUUCGUGAGAGUUUCCUGUAUCGUCUAGAUAUACCAGAGCAAAGAUAACAUGGGAACCAUACUUAUUUACAAACAGGGAGGAAUCUGAGUUGGAUGCACUGAAACCAAGCUCCAUGAAGGCAGUACUUAGGUGUUCAGCUCGUAGAGUCCGUUUAAGGUCAUACAAAGCUUUGUCUUCAUUGAGGUUGCCAUGUGGAAAGGCUGUCUUGUCAUCUAAUUGUCAAAGAGACCAGCCUCUUGAUAAUGCAAUACUGAGGCUGUUUUGAUUAGUUUUAUGUUUGGCUGUGGACAGUUAUUUGAUUUGGCACUGUAUGAUGAACUGUAUCUGGCACAGAAAUCUUGAUUUCCUUUUUCAUUUAUGUCAGUGCAUACAGAUGAUAAGCAUGGUUUGAUUUGA
This is a messenger RNA of Solanum pennellii, 2260 nucleotides long. RefSeq names its product protein WVD2-like 7. Bases 218 to 1339 code for a protein of 373 amino acids. NCBI's taxonomy places the organism in Eukaryota, Viridiplantae, Streptophyta, Magnoliopsida, Solanales, Solanaceae. The transcript is spliced from 5 exons. The record is from RefSeq and is a predicted model, not a curated record.